This is a messenger RNA of Monascus purpureus, 2641 nucleotides long. NCBI's taxonomy places the organism in Eukaryota, Fungi, Ascomycota, Eurotiomycetes, Eurotiales, Aspergillaceae. The record is from the annotation of a GenBank genome assembly.
UCCACCUUCGCGAACACGGUGGACCCGUGGCUGCGUGAUGCCCUCGACUUAUCAGAAGCCGGCAUGGGGGCAUGUGUGCCUCCGCAGCGUCGCAUCAGGCUAUGGGUCCACCUCUGCCAGCAGAAUAAAUACUCGGCACUCCCAGGCGAGCCCUUGGCAGCAGUAACACUGUGUGCCACAGUCCUCGUGAACACCGCUGUUCGACUGCUGUGCGAGCCUUGGUCUUCUUGUUUGCUCUUCCAAGACACGCCUAAUUCGUCUGUGGCGGCUUGGUCUUCUUGUUUCCUUGAGAGGCUUUCCGCCAAUUUCCUUCCAUUUUUCCAUCUUCCUUCUCUCCUGCUCUCUCUUGACCUCUCGCAGUUUCGCAUCAUACGGCCAAGAGUCCCUUCCGCCGCCUCUUCUGCUUCACCAGCCGCCAGUCGACCAAACAAUGGCCGAUUUUGGACCCCGUGCUCCCCACGGCCCCGAUAUGACGGGUGACCAUGCGCCUCUCGAGGACAUGGACAUUCACGAGAAGGGCGCCUUCGACUCCCUCAUCCGUCCCGACGACAGUUACACCCCAGAGGGUGUCUACUGGGCCGAUCUCCCCAUCCUCAAGAAAAUCAAGUUUGUCAGCUCGUACGACGCCCAGGAAACCAGGCGCGAGUUGAAGGGCAUAUGGCAGAUGUUCAAGAAUGACCCCUUGUCCCCCGUUUCCUACUACUUCAAGAACAUGGUUCUGCCGGGUGCUGGUUUGGGUCUGGAAGGUUACGUCCUGUUCUCCAUCGGAAACAUCAAACCCUUGUUCUCCGCCGCAUUCCCCGAAUGCUGGGGAAAGAAUGCUAAGAUCUGCAACAAACAAUGGAUCAAUGCCGUCGACUACCUUGAAAUCGUUGGUAUCAUUGUCGGCCAGAUUCUCGUCGGUGUUCUUGGUGAUUGGAUUGGUCGUCGGUGGGGUCUUAUUCAAGAUGCCGCAAUCAUGACCACCGGUCUUGUUAUGCUCACGGCCGCUUGGGGUGUUACCCAGAACGGUUGGGUCAUUUGCUAUGCCUGGUCCUUGUUCUUCUACAGCGUCGGUGUUGGUGGUGAAUACCCCAUGACUGCUACCUCCGGUAUGGAGGGCGCUGUCGGCUCCGGCAAGAUUUCCACCAAGGAGGAUCGCCUUCACCGUGGCCGCAAGGUCACCAGUGCCUUCUUGAUGCAAGGUUGGGGCCAAUUCUUCAACCAGGUCCUCCUCAUUUUCUUGCUGCUCUGUUUCCACCACGGAAGUGGCAACCCUCCCUACUCGACCGUUGCUGCCCAGUGGACUUACCGGGUCUCUUUCGCCAUUCCCGCUGUCGGCACCCUUUGGCUCGUCUACUACCGUGCCUACCACAUGAGGGCGGCCAGCAAGCAGCUCACUGCUGCCAAGAAGAAGGCAUCCGUCACCGGUUACGAUGUCGAGUCGCUCAGGUUGACCUUCAAGCACUUUGGCUUCCGUGUUCUGGCCACCGCUGGUGCUUGGUUCGCCAACGACGUCUUCUUCUACGGCAACAAGCUCUUCCAGAGCGAGUUUAUCAGCGUCAUCAGCCCGCAUAGCAAAUCCAUCAUGCCCGGCUGGCUAUGGAACUUGGUCAACGUUGGUGUGUCGCUCGUUGGUUACUACCUGGCCUCCUUCUUGAUCGACAACAAGCUCUACGGCCGCAAGCACAUGCAGAAUCUCGGUUUCCUCAUGAUGUUCAUUCUCUUCGUCAUUCCCGGGUUCCAUUUCCAUUACUACACAACGCCUGAGCACAUCAAGGAAUUCCAGACUAUGUACUUCCUCAGCUCGUUCUUCAAUCAGUUCGGUCCCAACUCGGUUACCUUCCUCGUCGCUGCAGAGGUCUAUCCUACCCCCAUCCGUGCCACUGCCCACGGUAUCUCUGCCGCUUGCGGUAAACUCGGUGCCCUCAUGGCUUCCGUUAUGUACAACUACAUCUCGACGACGGAGAAGUUCCACGUCGUCACAUGGUUCGGUCUCGGUGGCAUGCUUCUGACUUGGCUUUUCCUCCCCGACACCACCGGUCUCGACUUGCAGGAGCAGGAGCGUCGUUGGGCAUUCAUCCGUGCCGGCCGCGAGUAUGAUUACCAUGGUCCGGCUAUUCAUCCCAAGCAUCUGUCUGUGUGGGAGCGCUUCCGUGGCGUCGGCAAGAACUACAAUGCCGAAUUAGACUACAAGCAGAAGGUCGAGGAAUUCCGUGCUGAGUGGGAAGCGGUCAUGGCCCAGAAAUUCUCUGAGAAGGUCGGCCAUGACGAUACUAUUGACACUGACUCCCCUCUCUUGAACGGCCACAUCCACAACUACUUCCACCGCACAAGCCCCAUGUUCAAGGGAGCUGAGCAACCUGCCUCCAAGACGGACAACUUCGCGUUGCCUCCUGCCGCACAGGGGAACGAUAUCAAUGGAAUCCAUAAUGAGAAGCAAUAGACGCGACUCCAUUGAUGGCAAUAUAACCUCACUUUGAUGUUCUCCUGCUCCUUGAUAUCCCUAUUUGUUUAUUGUUUUGGCUUGUGAAUAAACAUUUUCCUCUCUUAGUUUGCAUACCCUUCUGUUUUUGAAUAGAGAGCGGACGCCGACGUUUAUAUAUCCAGAUGAUCAUUAUGUAUUAAUGCUUAUAAAAUGAAUUUAUAUGCUUCAUCUACU